Molecule: messenger RNA, 964 nt
Organism: Callithrix jacchus (white-tufted-ear marmoset)
Lineage: Eukaryota; Metazoa; Chordata; Mammalia; Primates; Cebidae
Product: rhox homeobox family member 1
Biological process (GO): regulation of transcription by RNA polymerase II
Molecular function (GO): RNA polymerase II transcription regulatory region sequence-specific DNA binding; DNA-binding transcription factor activity, RNA polymerase II-specific
Source: RefSeq, a predicted model, not a curated record
GCCGACUCAGCCACUCAGCCGACUCAGCCGCCAGCGCAUGCCGGGAAGUUCCCAUGCCACACACACACACAAACACCCCCGCAAUGGGAAGCGACCAGAGCAGCAGUCUGCUCGCCACGUGCAGGCCUCAGACCGGAAGUCCACGUGCCAGAACCGGGACCAGGAGCCAGAGGGGUCCCAGCGCAUAAUUUGUGGAGGCUUCAUCCACCGGGCUCCCAGAUGGCGUCUCAGCCCAGGUCCGGACACAAAGAUACUGGCGACCUCGGUCUGGGCUUUGUGUUCCAUGAGCUUCAGGAAGACAACGAUGUAAAGGCUAUAGAGACCUCGGUGACUGAAGCGGUAGGAGACAAUGAGAAGAAAAUACGGCCUGAACCGGAGCAGGGAGCGGGGGCAGAAGAAGAAAGUCACGUCUGCCCUGGAGAGGCUGACCCCAUGUUCACCAAGAACCUGAUGAAGGCCUGCGGUGGCCACCAGGAGUCCUGGCAGCCACAGCCUGAGGAGUCGGCCCAGGACUCCUCCUCCUCUGAGCCGCAGCCCCAAGAUCAGCAGCAUCCCUUUGUCCCUGUUGGAUUCAGUGGGUUGCAGCUGAAGGAGCUAGAGAGCAUUUUCCGGCGCUCUCAAUAUCCCGACGUGUUCCCUAGAAAGCAGCUGGCAAUAUGCAUGGAUGUGAGUGAAGCCAAAGUGGAAGCCAGUAAGCCUGAUGAAAGCAAUUGAUCAGAGUAGCCACUCUGACACCUGCUUCAGUCCUUGGAUACCUUUGUCUUACACAUUCUCCAGUUGGCCUGUUUUUGUUGCCUUUUCUAUGUUUGCAAAGUGAGUUCUGAGCUUUAGAGGGUGAAAAAUGGGAUAGGGAAACCCCAGCUUAUGGAAAUUUCCCAUUACUGGAGGGAAUGUGCUUUCUAAUAGAAAAAUAAAACAUACCAAACUGCUACUUCUAUUUCCUGUACAAAAUUGAGUAUAAAUA